CAAACGGAAAAAGCGAAGGAUGGGUUCUUGCUGUUCACGGUUCAGCGUUGAUCUAGAAGAGAAGACGGACGGAAGAAAGAGAAAGUAUGUUAGACUGGACACAAGCCAAAGUGGCAAGAAAGAGGUUCCUUUGCCUUUUACACACCCCUUCACUACAAACGCACCAGGAAAAGCUGUCUACAUCAAUGGUGUAGUAUCGCAAAACCCCUCUCGAUUUAAAGUCGAGUAUUCUUCCGAGAAUGGCAAAUAUGUGGCACUUCACAUCAAUGUACGAUUUGAUGAAGGUGCAAUCGUUUUCAACUCCAUAAAACAAAACGAAUGGGGUCCCGAAGAGAAAGCCGAUAAAUUUCCAUUUAAAGCAGGAGAAAAGUUUCUUCUUGUGAUUGAGACAAAGAGCGACCAAUAUCACGUCAAAGUGAAUGAUCACCAUUUGUAUACGUUUAACCAUCGCUUGCCAAUAAAUUCCGUCCAACAAAUUCGCAUCAAUGAGGAACGACGGGAUAUUGGAGACGAUUCCACUGUGUCCAUCUCUCUAGUCAGAGUCGACGUAAGUUUGUAUUCAAGUUAA
Messenger RNA from Corticium candelabrum, 568 nucleotides. RefSeq names its product galectin-7-like. Gene Ontology annotation, molecular function: galactoside binding; carbohydrate binding. The coding region runs from base 20 to 568 and encodes 182 amino acids. NCBI's taxonomy places the organism in Eukaryota, Metazoa, Porifera, Homoscleromorpha, Homosclerophorida, Plakinidae. The record is from RefSeq and is a predicted model, not a curated record. The transcript is spliced from 3 exons.